UCCUGGUAUCGCCAAGUCCACCUGUAUAAUAAAUAAAAAAAAAAAUACACGUGGUAAAAUCUUACUGCCUGUUUCACUAAGCUUAUUGCUUCCACUCACUCGCACACUAUCAGUCAAACAGCUGAUUUGGGUUCCAAUAAGAAGCAGAAAAACGACUAAUCGGGUGAGUGACAACGUGCAAGAAGACGUAAGCAAAUUGCUUUAUAAUUGCGUUUCACUAUGCGUGUGCUAGUGUCAAUUCGAAGAAGACAAGUGUCAAAAACACUCACUUGCAUUUUAGCCUUCGCGCGCUAAAUUAUUAAAAAAUGGAAAAGAAAAUCGUAAAAAAAUCUACACCCCAGCAGCUACAAGAGCUGGUCAAAGCCAUGAUGGAGGAUUCGGAUUUGGCCAAGGGUAUUCCAGUAUUUGGAGGGUCCAAAUAUACAGUGGAUGAGAAGUGGAAAACCAUUACCACAAAAUUAAAUAUGCAUGGCCCUCCUAUGCGUACCACAGCCGAGUGGAGAAAGACUUGGGCGGACUUAAAAUCGCGCACCAAAAAGAAACUGAUGGAUAAUAAAAAGAGCUUGGAAGCUACAGGUGGUGGCGAAUAUGCUUUCUGUGCCCUAACAGAAUUGGAGGAGAUGGUAGACCGUGCUAUAUCAGCCACUAGAUCUGCGGUUCCGACCGGUGCUAAGUACGGCUUUUGUUCUCAACAACCCAUAAUGGUUGAAGAAGACAUUGUAGAGUGCUUCACACCUUAUGUAGCGUCACCGCCGCGUAGCAACAAAGAUGUGGCUGUAAAUACGCCAAAAAGAAACGGGGUACCUGAUUGUAGUAAAAAAAAUUAUCAGGUUGUGCCCACAAACUACAGUUUAUACACAAGCGGAAUGGCUACCACUAUUACAGAUACCACCGCCCCAUCUAGCACCCCCGCAGCUACCACCGUCCCAUAUAGCACCGCACGACCUAGUACCGCCCCAUUCAGUACCGCCCCAUCCAGCGCCGCCCCAUCCAGCGCCGCCCCAUCCAGCGCCGCCCCAUCCAGCGCCGCCCCAUCCAGCGCCGCCCCAUCCAGCGCCGCCCCAUCCAGCGCCGCCCCAUCCAGAACCGCCUCAUAUAGCACCGCCCCAUUUAGCACCGCCUCAUUUAGCACCGCACCAUCUAACACCGUCCCAUCUAGCACUGCCCCAUCUAACAGUGCCGCUGCUACUAUGGCGAAGAAGCGGAGAAUGGAGUAUGAAAUACCAUCCAGUUCUGCAAAGAACAGUAAGCAAGAAGAACCAACUUAUUUGAUAAAAAAGCAACUGCAAAUUGCAGAGACAACGGCUGGCAUAAUGGAAAAAAUAGUUGCAGCCAUUGACGCUCAAACUGAUGUUUUCAAAGAAGUAAUAAUAGAAUGGCAGAAAAAUAAAUAG
This is a messenger RNA of Stomoxys calcitrans (stable fly), 1394 nucleotides long. RefSeq names its product spore coat protein SP96-like. The transcript is spliced from 3 exons. Lineage: Eukaryota; Metazoa; Arthropoda; Insecta; Diptera; Muscidae. The record is from RefSeq and is a predicted model, not a curated record. Bases 306 to 1394 code for a protein of 362 amino acids.